Messenger RNA from Priceomyces carsonii, 420 nucleotides. RefSeq lists its product as uncharacterized. The record is from RefSeq and is a predicted model, not a curated record. Gene Ontology annotation, cellular component: Golgi membrane; endoplasmic reticulum; COPII-coated ER to Golgi transport vesicle. NCBI's taxonomy places the organism in Eukaryota, Fungi, Ascomycota, Pichiomycetes, Serinales, Debaryomycetaceae. Gene Ontology annotation, biological process: retrograde transport, endosome to Golgi; endoplasmic reticulum to Golgi vesicle-mediated transport. The transcript is spliced from 2 exons. Bases 1 to 420 code for a protein of 139 amino acids.
AUGAUUUGGUUAUCGGAAAGACAAAAAUUUGGUGUUGGUUUCACCGCAGGUGGAUUCUUCUUUUUUAUCUUUGGAAUCAUUACAUUUUUUGAUUCUGGAUUGCUUGCAUUGGGAAACAUAUUGUUUAUUAUAGGUCUCAUAUUGAUAAUUGGGCCCCAGAGAACUGUAACGUUCUUUUCUAGACCGACAAAAAUAAGAGGAACUAUUUGCUUCGGGCUUGGAAUAAUAUUGAUUUUGAUGAAAAGAUCCUUCAUUGGCUUUGUUUUAGAGAGUUUUGGCAUACUAGGGUUGUUUGGAGACUUCUUUGGAACGAUUGUACAGUUCUUAAGGUCAAUUCCGUACAUAGGCGAUGUUUUAAGUCAUCCAAUUAUUGCGCCAACCAUUGACAGAUUGGCUGGGGUGAACACUCUUCCAGUUUAA